CAGCACGAAUACGCUUGUAUGUUUCCUUCACCAAAUGAUUUGUUGGAGUACACGGUUCUUAAUAGUCUGUGGGUAUGUUGUGUUUUGGCUUUAGGCGUACUGCACUUGCAGAGAUACACCAGUCAUUACAUCCUCUUAGUGCAUUCACAUGAUCUGCAACUCUGAUUAGUGUUUUAAUCCGGUGAACAUUGGUUUCCUCGCUUGACUGUGACUUCCAUAUGGCUGACAGGCGUUAUCGAUUUGACUGUGGCUCAGCUGAUAUUGUAGCACUGAGUGCCUUAACUCACAUGGAAACAUUAGUUCAAGCUUCAUGAUGUUCUCUCAGUUAUGAUAUUGAUGAGAGGCGGCAAUACAGAAGGCCUAAUACAAAUAGUUGCAUACUGUGGCUCGGUAGCGACAAUUACCAUCGCGUGCACUGUAUUUAUCUGUCGUUCACAUACGUAUCAGAAGGGGAGCAUCAUUGUUGCAGUGAUUUACGUUAGUCAGUAGCUACUCUCACACGUGGUGUACGGCGGUGCAGACUAUGGUUUCUCAUUGCGUACUGUGGAUACCUGAUUUGCUGUGUUGCGGACGUGCCAUAAUAUUCCAUCCGCUCACGAUAACGGGAAAGCCGUUCGGCUGCAUGCACCUGCUGUUUGGUAGGAAUGCAUCCAUAAAUUUGUGAAGACGGUCGCCACUUGUAACUCUGAUUUCUCCGAGAUAUUUCUUCUGAUCGAUGUUUUCCUGUUUUUUGGUGAUUGGUUGGUGCUUUACCUACAAAGCCCAGUGGUACUGUUGAAGGUGUUGGUGAUCGUGAAAAGAUAAACUGCAUUAAUUCAUCAGAUUGGCCAUACACAUUGGAGCUCUCAUGCAGAUAUCCUCUACUUUGGGUUUUCACUUCAACACAUGGAGAGCAUUCUCUCGGUGGUGGACUAAGUAAAUUGACAAAAUCCCUCAUUGUUUUAUCGCUGUCUUCUAAACUCACAUCUUUAGACCCGUCUCUGCUAACUGGCCCAUGCAGACAACCGGACUGAGUUCUGGCAACGCUAGAUUGACUGCGCCCAACACCUCGGGUAGCACAUAGCAGUUGUUCAUGCAUCGAACACAAAUAUUCCACAUACGUAUUGGUAUCCCAACUUUUAUGUCGGUUAUAGAAAUGAUACAUAUUACUUAGGAGACAUCAGCCGUGACGCGAGGUCAACGGUGGCGCACACGGCACAUUCAAACGAAUCUAAUGUCACAUCGAUCGAAUGCCACGAGACGGAUUGAAUCCACCUGAUGCAGCGUCAUCUCGGCUGGCUGGCACGUAACAAGCUUUUUCGUUUGAGCUUGCGAAAUGAUUUCGCCAGACCAAGUGAGAGCACUUUGUCGUUAGCGGACAAAUUUUCUCAAGUAUGCACCGACAUCGCUUCUAUUUUAUCUUUCAACUCCACGGUUUACGAGAAUUAUCUCAAUGCAGUUUCCAUUCAAUACACGCGACGGAACUUUCGUUCUGGCCUCAAGUUACUAUUCUUCACCAUCUGGGGGGCCUUGUUCACUACGUCGUUAAAUACUGGCCGUUUCGACGUAACGACAAUGGACAUACUUGCUUUUGCAUUGCUUAGCGUGGUAUUCGUCUACUUGUACACGUAUAAUCAGUACAGUCACUUGUGGUAUUCCCGUUAUUCAUGCGUACUGCUCACUAUGUCAUUUACAGCUGCCAUUAUACACUUCUCGAACGUUCUUGUUCGGUGGACAUCUAUUGUUCCAUAUUUGAAAUUACUCAUCUCUCUCUGUAUCAUCUUACCGGUUAGACUGGAUUUAACCUUGUCACUAAUCAUCAUGUUCUCCAUCGCAUUCGUGGCGAUUAGCCAUCGUCAGCAUCAAUUCAUCAACUGCUCUGGUAUCACCAACGCGAGUAUCUACGAUAACAACCUUUUAUAUCAUGUACUCAUUAGCAAACACGAUUGCAACACAUUGAAGAAAGUUACUCCCGACAUGAUUUUGCAAUUUAUCAUUUGCUCGGUGGUCAUCACUUCCGGGAUGCAUUUGCAGUUUUGGAAUGCAGUGAGACGACGCGCGGCUUUUAUCUACAUUGGUCAAGCGGUACAUUUGCAAAAACGAAUUCGCAAAGCGCAAGCAAUCCAAGACAGUCUGCUACGUGUACUGAUGCCACAAGCGAUUUGGCAAAAAUACUGGAGCCGAGAACAAUCACGCCCAUCGUUUGGUAAACGCCAGUACUAUAUACAGCCUAAUGUAAGCGUCACUUUUGUGGUGGUUGAACUGGUCAAUUUCCGGGAGUUGAGUGCCAAUGGCGAUAUGCAACGGCUGAUGCAAAUAUUGUCUGACAUGUUGGAUUAUUUUGACUUGAAAGCGGAAGAGUACAAUUGCAAUCGCCUGAGUGCGUAUGCAGACUCUUACGUGUACACAGGCGGUGUGAUCAAAACCCGCCUGAAUCACGCAAGGACAUGUGUGGAUUUUGCUCUGGAGCUGAGCCGAGUGAACGAGCACUUGACACUAGAAGGGAAUGCGCUUGUCCUACUACGCACGGGAAUACACACGGGAUCAGCCACUGUUAUUGUCUGGGGAUGCAAAAAGGUGCAUUAUGACUUACUGGGUCGAGACUUGCUUCUUGCACAUCAUGUGAAAGACUCAUCUCCACCCGGUUACGUGACUAUUUCCGAGACAACGCAUGAACACGUGUUUUCGAAUUAUCCAGUAGACCCCGGGAGCCGGCUAGUUGUGCAAAUGGAAACGGUAAUAAACGGUAGACGUCAGAUGGGAUCCACCAUACUGCAAACCUACCACGUUCGCCAAACGGCCACAGUAAUUUCGUUGCUAAGCGAUUCGACUAUACUCAAGUCAGAGUUGGGCCUGUUCGGGCACUGUGUCCGACUGAUUGAACAAUUUCGUUCAAGCCGAUCGCGACAGGCAACGUUACUGAGUCAGGAAUUUGCAUCAGAUCCGCUCCCUACAUCACCAGCAGUUGGUCGAAGAACCGUUUUCAGCAUUUCACCCGGUGUGAGGGAAUCGCCAGUACGCAUGGUUGACACGACGGUUUCUCGAUGGAAUCGAGACAAGGCCAGCAGCACCGAAUCAGGUAAACCCUAUCAGCUAGACGCAGAAGUUCUCCGCCUCGUCACGGAACUGCGGGCUGAUCCUAAACGACAAAUUACACUAAUGCAAUAUUUGCCAAUUGGCCAUUGGACAAAUGUUUUCCUUAACAAAGAAUUGGAAUGGCACUACGUUAACCAUGUGCGUGAUCCAACUCAUCCAAUUUAUAUCGAUUCGCUGAAGCUGGCCCCGGCGUUGGAUGCGUUGGUUCUUCUGCUUAGCGCUAUCUUGCUACUUGCUUGUUCCUAUUUGUUCACCAAGCACCUUACAAUAGCACAUAUAUUUCACUACCUUUACACUGCGGAGGCAGUCUUUGCACUUCUCCUGACUGUAAGCAUAGUUUGGACCUCGACACGAUUUAACGUCUCCGGCGGGUCGCAAACUGUCCGUCGCCUGUUCGGAUUGCUGAGCAAAAGCUUUUUCGGUCACUUGUUUAUGUUUAUACUCAUAAUAAUGCCAACGAUUCAUACGAUGCUUUAUGCUUUUUUGUGCAAAUCUCUCAAGGAACACAGGGACACUUUUCAUAGCGCUGUCGUAAGCUUUCAGUUGACCGGUAUGGUAAACCACAUGACAAGUACCACCUCACCACAGUGGCUCAGCGCUUCUGGUCUCCUGUUCAGCACAGUGUGCUUCAUUGCCGUCCACCAGUAUUUCGUGCAGCCCAAAGUGAUUAACAACACAAUUAUCAAUCCCAAUUUAUCUCUUCGCCUCACAGAAAUGCAAAUGAUCGAUUGUAUUAUCGACGCUUGCCUAAAUGUCGUCUUGGUUUGGCUAAUGUUGAACAUAAACGACCGUAACUGCCGGCUAAAUUUCAUUUGUAUGCGUGAGUUGCAAAUCUGUCGUCAGGAGUCGGAGUUGCAUUUCGGCAAAAUGCGUGAGACAAUGGCAUACGUGCUUCCGGCGCACAUGGUCAGACAACUGAUCGGGGAACCAUGCCGCAAUGUUCAGGCCACACUACGGCGCUUCAAUACCACAGUGCACAAUGUGGCCGUUGGAGUACUGUACUUCUCCAAUUUGUACUCCACUCACACACCACUGGGACAUGAGCGGUGGGUGGAAUCGCUGAAAAUACUCAAUGUGGCUAUCUGCGCUUUCGACGAAUUGCUUGCCACUCCUCGAUUCAGCGAGUUGGAUAGAGUACGAUUUGUCAACGAUCAAAUGGUGAUGACAAGUGGCCUUGAUCAAACUGCUGGCUGGGACGAGUUGGAGACGUUCCACUUAGAUGAGCUGUUGGAGUUCGGUAUCGAGAUCAAACGUCGAAUGACUGGUAUUAACAAGCAAUACUUGCCGGAAAAAUUACAAUUGCAUCUAAAUUUUGGUGUGACCCGGGGCACCGUUAAGACGGGUGUAAUUGGUAUGAUCAAGCCAGUGUUCGCCGUCUGGGGUCCAGCGGUGCAAUUGGCCGAAACAGUGGCACGUGCCGGAUAUCCGAACGAGGUGUUGGCGACUAGUAACUGUACAAAGCAUUUGGCAACGAUGUACGAAGUGAUUUUUAGCGGUGUCAUUGCUGCUGGAGAUUCUGGUCUGAUUGAUACGUAUAUUGUGAGGUCUCUGCGCUAAAUGGACGCGAUCGCUCGUUGGACAAGCUAUUUUUGUAAUUUUUCACGUGAUUUUCCUUAUAUACACGUUCAAACUUGCAUG
Dicrocoelium dendriticum is the source of this 4713-nucleotide messenger RNA. The record is from the annotation of a GenBank genome assembly. Lineage: Eukaryota; Metazoa; Platyhelminthes; Trematoda; Plagiorchiida; Dicrocoeliidae.